Morchella sextelata is the source of this 288-nucleotide messenger RNA. RefSeq lists its product as uncharacterized. The coding region runs from base 1 to 288 and encodes 95 amino acids. The transcript has a single exon. Lineage: Eukaryota; Fungi; Ascomycota; Pezizomycetes; Pezizales; Morchellaceae. The record is from RefSeq and is a predicted model, not a curated record.
AUGUCCCAAUCCGGGCAGGCCCCGCCAAGCCUCCCCCACCUCCGUCCCGGGGACGUCGGAACCGAUAGCUUAGUUCGUGGUGGCUGGCGGUCUUACUCAGUUUGUUGUGUUGGUGCUGCCGCCGCGCCAAAGCGAACCGAGGGCGAGGCGUGGAAGUGGCUUGAUAUCCGAAUCACCGAGGCCGAUGCCCAGAGCGGAAAAUUCAAGACGUUAUGGACGGAUCGUGUCGUUGUCUGUUCUGUUGUCGUGAAACAGGAGAAGGACGGAGGGUUCGUGUUGUGCCGGUGA